This is a messenger RNA of Mytilus trossulus (common blue mussel), 5247 nucleotides long. RefSeq lists its product as uncharacterized. Gene Ontology annotation, biological process: signal transduction. Gene Ontology annotation, molecular function: protein binding. The record is from RefSeq and is a predicted model, not a curated record. Bases 88 to 4866 code for a protein of 1592 amino acids. NCBI's taxonomy places the organism in Eukaryota, Metazoa, Mollusca, Bivalvia, Mytilida, Mytilidae. The transcript has 5 exons.
GUACGGUGAGUCAGAUAACAGGUUAGCAAUACUUUGGUCAGCUAAUUGGUAACAUGUAGGAAUAACCUUGUAAAGUGAUGCAUAUUGAUGUGGGGAACCAAUUUUUACGAAAAAUACUCUUUACCAACUGCUGCUUUCAAUAUUAGAAACGGAAACGAAAUGGAGACCAAGAAACCAGAAUUGAACGACAUAUGUCCCGGCUUAUUAAAUAGGAAAUUGAACCCAAGGCACACAUCAAAUCAAGCGUGGAUCGAUAAUCGUAAAAGAUCUCUGCACAAUGCGAAAGAGAAAGAACAUCCAGUGGUUCAAGAUGUUGUUGAGUUAAUGAUGAUUAUAGUAGAUAGUCCAUCACAAAAACGUAGAAACAAGGCGAAGCAUUUUGAAAAGCUUGAACGUAAGAUGAGGCACAACAAAAAUCAUUUAAAUACAUUAGCUGACCUUGAACUGUUAAAUAGAAACAACAACUUAGCAGAAAAGGCGGUGAUAUUAGAAGAGAGAAUAGAUAAAAUCUUGAAAAGCAGUGAUCCGAAUGACAUUAUUGAAAAGGCUAUUUGUGUCCUUGAACAAGGUUAUGCUUCUUUAUUUGAAGAUUACACCGGAAGCGGAAUUGAAGCACAGCAAAUGUUACUUGAAUCUUUACAACUAAUCAAGGAUGAACAAAGAACUGCUUUAGGAGAGAAGAAAAAUUUUCUUUGUCAGGCCUCAAAUUACACACUGGAUGCACGACGACUAAUGUUUCAAGCACUUAACUGUAAAACAAAUGACAUUUUCUUUGAUAAAAAUUCUAGCGUGGAAUUGCUCGAAAAAGGGUUGCAAUAUCUCUCAAAUACUUCUUAUCCGAAAGAAAAAUAUUACAUUUGGAAAUUUUACUAUGCAAUGGCUUACAGUAGAAUGCCUGACAUUGAAGUAGCCACAAGCAACAAAACAUCCAUAAGUGAGACAGCUAUUAAUCUCUUCUGGUCAGUAAUUGAGAACUUACCAAAGGACAAUGAAUGCUUCACUAUUUAUAGAGCUCGUUCCUAUGCGUAUAUUGGCCAUAUUCUUAUUUCCCCACAUAAACCCUCCGAUACCUACCCAAGUUACAGCUCAUAUGAAAAUGACAAACAAUUUCAAGCCCUUCUCAGGAAUCCGCUGUCUUCUUUUCAAUGGGCUAAUAAUGAACUGUCUGAUGAUGAAGUUGUUCUUAGUCGAGAGGGAAUGAGUCUUUGGUUAUUGUACAAGUUCGGUCCGGUUAAAAACAUCGAAUAUCUGGAAAAAUCUGAAAGACAAUUAUCGUCUUCCAUAUUACAAAACCCUUGCCUUCGCCGUUUUGAUUUUUCCACCAGAAUGAAAGUAUUUUUGGAAAUGUCCUCUUUGGAAGGUUGUCCUAUUGGCAGAAGGGAAGAUUUAUUAAAGAAGGCGUUAGAUGACGGGAAAACGUCAGUAAGGCUAAACUUGAACGCAAAAGAUGUAUGUAAAGUUGCUGAAAUUUGUCAAAGACUUGCAAAGCUUCCGAAAUUUUACCGGAAUGGACCAGAAGCCGUUUCCAACAAUGAGUACUUACAUGCAGCCCUUGAUUACCUCAACCAGUGCUUUAACGCAAAGGGUCAAAAUUAUUUCACAGCAUUCACCUUUGGGGCAACAUAUUUUGAUUUAGGAGAAUUUAGGACCGCAUCAGAAUGGCAUAAGAGAGCAUUCAUGAUGUCAAAUUUUAAGUUCGGAAAUGGAAAUAUCCAACAAUUAUUAUUUUCUAUUUUGAGAUCGCAACAAGAAGAAUCAAUUAUGUAUGACGAGCUCAUUCAUGCGUUAACAUAUAUAGCUAGGAAACUAAAAGACGUAGAAUUCCUUCGUAAAUUAGUGCCAAAAGUUCACGGGGAUGACUAUCUAAGAAAACUUUCAAACUUUUUGAUUUUCUUGCAAACUUUCCCACUCACGGCAGAGCAGGUUCUAAUAGCUGAGAGUUUGAAAUCUAAUUUAAUCAGGAAAGGCGUCACACAUGCUGAGCAGUUUGAUAACAGUCAGUACGUUAUAUCUACCAACCAUGCCGUUGAAUAUGACGUAAAUCCGGAAAUUGUGUAUCAACGUGUUGAAAUGAAGACUGAGCCUGUGGAUGUUCAACACAACUGGAGAUAUGAUUUCUGUAUCAUCACGAGUGGAGCUGAUACUGGUUGGGUUCAAUGUUUUCUUCAACAUCAGCUUAGCAUACCAAUGUUCGACAGUGAUAUGAUCUUUACAGGUUUUCCUGGUAUUGAUUUUGACUCCUGUGCAACGUUAUUAGAGACGACUAUGAAUGGUAUAAAGAAAAGUCGGAAAAGCAUACUAGUUCUUUCCAAAAACUUUCUGACAAGAGAUUGGAGUCUGUUGAAACAUAUAAUUCUGGAAACACUACAGAAAAGAUCAGACUGUUUAUUGAUCAUUUUACUUGAAAAGUGUGAUGUGCCGUCGGAGAUUGAUGAUAAACACUUAUCAAUCAAAAUUUGUAAACACAUUCUGUUUCUUAUGCAUGAAAAGGACGAUAAUAUGGAUAUAAAUAAACCAAAAUUCGAUGCAAUAUUUCCCGGCUUAUUCCAAAUGAAAUUAAAACUUAUGUGUUCAUCAAAUCAGACGCGUAUCGAACAUCGGAAGAUAGUUUUACACAAUGCGAAAGAGAAAGAUCAUCCAAUAGUACAUGAUUUUAUAGAUUUGAUGAUAAUUGUAUUGGAUAAUCCAUUACGUAAACAAAGAUAUUUACCUAACAAUAUUGAAAAGCUUGAACUGAUAAUGAAACGUAACCCAAAUCACUUAAAUACAUUAGCUGACCUUGCAGUUUUGUACAGAAAUAGUAAUUUAGUAGACAAGGCUAUAACAAUCGAAGAGAAAAUAGAUAAAAUAUUGAAAGAGAGUGAUCCAAAUGACAUCAAAGAAAAGGCAGUUUGUGUCCUUGAACAAGGGUAUGCUGAGUUGUUUGAAGAAUAUACAGAAGACGGACUUGAAGCACAAAAAAAGUUAGCAGAAUGUUUAGAACUUAUUAAAGUUGAAAAGAGUACUGCAGUAGGACGAGCUAAAUAUUCUCUUUGCCAGGCCUCCAAUAACGCCAUGGGUGCACGAAGACUAUUGUUUCAAGCUCUUAGCUGUAAAACAACAAACAGCUUCGUUGACAAAAAGAAGUCCAGUGUGGAAAUGCUGAAAAAAGGCCUACAAUAUCUCGCAACUACUUCGUAUCCCAAAGAACACUACAUCAUUUGGGAAUUUUACUAUGCAAUGGCUUGCAGCAGAAUGCCGGGCAUUAAGGCUGCCGACUACAACAAAUUACCAAUGUGUCAAAAAGCUGUUCAACUAUUUUGGCAAGUAAUUGUGAACUUACCAAAAACCAACGGAUGUUUUACCAUAUAUAGAGCUCGCUCAUAUGCAUAUAUUGGUUAUAUACUAAUUUCAACGUCGGAUGUCAAUCCAAAAUAUAGCUUAUUGAGUAACGAUGAACAAUUCAAAUCCAUACUCAAGAUUCCAUUGUUAUCAUUUAAACAUGCUAACGAUGAACUACCAAACGAUGAGGUUGUUCUUCGUCGAGAAGGUAUGAGUCUGUGGAUAUUGGUCAAGUAUGGUUCGGCUAGAGAUGGGGAGAAAAGCUUUGAAUAUCUAUCCAGAGCUGAGCAAGUGUUAUCGUUCUCUAUAUCACUAAGCCCUUGCAUGCAUCAAGUCACCUUUUCGACAAGAAUGAAAGUAUAUUUAGAGAUGUCCGCUUUGGAAUGUGUUCCCCUUGAUAGAAAAGAAGAUGUCUUAAAAAAGGCACUAGAGGACGGGAAAGCUCUAAUAAAGAAGAAUUUGAGCGUGAGGGAUGUAUGUACUAUCGCUGAAAUUUGCCAGAGACUUGCUAAAUUUCCAAAAUACUACCUUAACGGACCAGAAGCCAUUAUAAGCAACGGGUACUUGAAUUCAGCCCUAGAUUAUCUUAACCAGUGCGUUCGUGCAAAGGGUUAUACUUAUUAUACAGCCUUUUCACUUGGAAUAAUCUAUUUUGAUUUAGGAGAUUUUAGGACCGCUACAGAAUGGCAUAAAUUAGCUCUAAUGUUGUCUGAUACCAUUGGAAAUAUUAAAAAUAUAUGCUUUUCUAUAUUGCGAUUAGUAGACACGGUAGACAGCUCAAUUGUGUACGAGGAGCUCAUUCAUGUCUUAACAUUUAUAGCAAGCAAAAGAAAAGGUGUAGAAUUUCUUCGUGAUUUAGUGCCUAACUUUCAUGGGGAGGACUAUCGUAGAAGUCUUUCGAAAUUUCUAACUUUCUUACAAACAUUUCCGCUUACAACUCAGCAGGUUGAAAUCGCAAAGUGUUUGAAAACUAUCUUAUUCAGGAAAAAUAUUAUAACCGCUGAUCAGUUCAGUGCUGCUGGGUACAGCAAAUCUACAACACGUAACUUUGAAUAUGACGUAAACGAAACAAACCUGUAUCAACGAAUUCCAAUUGGAAUUAAACCUGCGGAUGUCCAUCAGAACUAUACAUUUGAUUACUGUUUUAUUAUGAGUAAAGUUAAUUCUGGUUGGAUUCAAUGCUUCCUACAGCAACAGCUAAGCAUACAAAUGGUCGAUGGUGACAGUACAUUUGCAGGUUUUCCUGAUAUCGAUUAUGAAUCCGGUUCAUCGUUGUUGAAGACUACCAUAGACGGUAUCAAUAAAAGUCGAACAAGCAUACUUUUUCUAUCUAAAGACUUACUGACGAGGGAAUGGUGUUUGUUAAAGCCGAUAGUUACAGAAAUACUACAGAAAAGAUCGGACUCUCUAUUUAUCAUUUUACUUGAAACGUGUGACGUGCCUUCGGAGAUAGAUGAUAAACGUUUAUCGUAUUUUGAUUUCACUGUCGAGAUGAACAUUCCUUUCGAAAUUCAACAUUUGAAGUUGGCUUUACAAGAAAACUGAUUAAUUGAAGACAAAAUCAUACUCAUGAUCGUUCUAUUCUUAUUUUGUUAAUACUAAAGGCUUCAUUGUACUAGUAAUUUUGAUUUGGAGAACGAGUAUACAUAACGCUGUUUCUGUGCUCAUUUGCCGUGCAUAUUUGACUGAUUCAGUGUCAAGAGACGCCGUUAUUCUUUGUUUUUAAUUUGUAUUAUUCAUAUGUGUAUUCUCAUGUUUUGAAAUAUCUUAAUGUGAUCUGCAUGUGUAGUCAAUGAGAAGGUGUAUAAAAUUUACCUGAUUUUUUAAAAUCAUAAUAAUCACCGCUUGCUUUCAUUAUUAGUGUCUUCUUUGCAUGAAUGCAUUCAUAUUUAAUAUGCUUAAAAUGAUUAAAAAACCUUCUUGGAA